This is a messenger RNA of Kwoniella shivajii, 1662 nucleotides long. RefSeq lists its product as uncharacterized. Gene Ontology annotation, cellular component: membrane. Bases 1 to 1662 code for a protein of 553 amino acids. The record is from RefSeq and is a predicted model, not a curated record. Lineage: Eukaryota; Fungi; Basidiomycota; Tremellomycetes; Tremellales; Cryptococcaceae. The transcript has 10 exons. Gene Ontology annotation, molecular function: amino acid transmembrane transporter activity. Gene Ontology annotation, biological process: amino acid transmembrane transport.
AUGAACGAAGACGAGAAGUCCGAGGCUUAUGUUGGCGCCACCGAAGUUGGUCUCCACCACAUCCCAGCUUCAUCAUCUAGCGCAAAUGAAGGAGACUCCUUACAAGAAAGAGUCCUACAUUCAGUCAAUCAUCGAAGGUUGAACCCUCGACAGAUCCAACUUACUGCGAUUGCAGGUUCCAUCGGAGCUGCUCUGUUUGUCGCUAUUGGAAGUGGUGUCCUGUCGGGACCAGUGUGUUUGCUCAUAGCCUUCUUAUUCUGGGCGACAGUUGUGUAUUCUAUCGCACAAUGUCAAAUGGAAAUUGUUACCCUUUUCCCUCUUGACGGUUCUUUCAUUCGAUUGGCCGGUCGUAUGGUCGACCCAGCUCUCGGUGUUGCCGUCGGUUGGAAUCACUUCUUCGCUCAAACGUCUUAUGUCAUCUUCGAAGCUACUAUCCUCAACACGCUCGUUGGAUUCUGGGGCUACGAUGAAAACCCCGCGAUCUUGAUUACUGUCUCAUUGUUACUCUACUUGGCAAUCAACGUAUAUAGAGCUGAUCUCUUCGGCGAGACCGAAUUCUGGCUCGCCCUUGGAAAAGUCUUAUUGGCCACCGGUUUAAUCCUUUAUACUUUCAUCGCGAUGGUUGGAGGCAAUCCUCUUCACGACAAAUUCGGAUUCCGAUAUUGGAAAGACCCUGGACCUUGGGCAGGUGAAGAUGCGUCUGGUAAAUUAGAAGCAUUCAUCAACGCUGUCAAUGUCGCUGGUUUCUGUAUGGGUGGACCUGAAUAUAUUUCGAUGAUUGCGGGCGAAGCCAAAGAUCCCCGAAGAACAGUUCCUCGAGCUUUCAAGACUAUCAUGGCUCGAUUGGUCACUUUCUUCAUCGGAGGUUGUCUCUGCGUCGGUAUCUUAAUCCCUUAUAACGAUGAGACACUCGUCACUGGCUCUGCCAAGACUUACGCUGGUAAAUCGCCUUACGUCAUCUCUAUGACCCGUCUUCAAGUUCCUGUAUUACCGCAUAUCGUCAACGCGGCGCUUAUCACCUGUGUUAUCUCUGCUGGUAAUGCCUAUACAUUCAACGCAUCUCGAAGUCUACACGCGCUUGCUCUGGAUCGAAAGGCUCCCAGAUUCCUUACUCGAGUGAACAGCAAAGGUGUACCAUUCUAUGCUGUCAUUGUAGUAAUGCUUCUAUCUUGUUUGGCCUACAUGGCUUUAGGUUCCAGUAGUGCAAAGGUCCUCAAUUGGAUCUUGAAUUUCUGUACCGCUGCUACCAUGCUCAACUGGAGUGUUAUGGCGUUCACCUGGCUUCGGUUCAACAAAGCCAUGCGAGUUCAAGGCAUUGACAGGAAUGCCUUACUCCCAGUCACAUCAAAGAUUUUACCUUAUGGAGGUUACUGGGCUAUGUUUUGGGCACCUCUCUUCCUGUUCGUUCAAGGAUACGCUGUGUUCUUAAAGGGCAAUUGGGAUAUUGCUACAUUCAUUUUCAAUUAUGGUAUUAUCGCACUCGCUGGUGGUAUCGGACUUGGUUUCAAGAUAUUUGGUCGAACCCCUUUCCAUCGAAGUAAAGAUGUCGACCUGGUCACUGACUUGGAAUUCUUCGAUGCGCUCAAUGAUUAUUACCAAAAUCAAAAAGAUGAAAACCCGCCCACCUCUGUCAAAGACAAAAUCUUGGCUAAAGUGUUCUAA